AUGGCGGGCUUCCGCAGCUGGACGACGGUCAUUGCUAAUUUGCUGAUACCUGUGGGCAUACUUACCUUCUCCUCAGGGUUCUUCCCUUAUAAACCGUUGCUCCCUGGAUUAGCGUCAUUUGAUGAAACAGGCGAGAAUGACACAGCGCCUGCGCCUGCGGUUUUUGAUAAAGUUAUCUUUAUGGUGCGACUUUGUAUAUUCGAACGACUCGGGUUUCUUGUUUACACAGAGGUGAGUGUCACUUUCGAAAUCAAACAUUUCUAUGUUCGAAAUAACUUGAUUCGGUCCGGUGCCGCAUUGCCAUUCACGGCCUAUGCGAGCUCUCCGACUGUUACAAUGCCUCGGCUAAAAGCCAUCACGACUGGUUCAGUCCCAUCUUUUCUAGAUGUUAUUCUCAACAUUGCCGAAUCAGAUACUUCAUCAACACUUGCAUACCAGGACACCUGGUUGGCGCAAAUAAAGGCCACUGGCGGACGGCUUGUGAUGUAUGGGGACGAUACCUGGCUCAAGCUCUUCCCGGGGAUGUUUGACCGAGCUGAUGGAACUACAAGCUUCUUCGUUUCGGACUUCACCGAAGUAGAUCAUAAUGUGACUCGACACGUUCCCAACGAGCUUGCCCAGGAUGACUGGUCUGCUUUGAUUAUGCAUUACUUGGGUCUGGAUCACAUAGGACAUAAGGCUGGUCCGAAAAGUCCCUUCAUGAUACCAAAACAGCAUGAGAUGGACUCUGUGGUGACUGAAAUCUAUACCGCAAUGCAGCAGCAAGACCAUCUCCAAUCCACACUUUUUGUGCUGUGUGGAGACCAUGGCAUGAAUGAGGCAGGAAACCAUGGCGGGUCCUCUGCUGGUGAAACAUCUCCCGCGCUGCUCUUCAUGUCACCUAAGUUCGAAGCCUUGGGUGGUAAAAGAGAAAGCCCCGUGGAACCGUCAGGCGAUAUGCAGUACUAUCAGACUGUUGAGCAAGCGGAUAUUGCUCCAACAUUGGCGGGGCUUCUUGGUAUCCCAAUUCCUUUAAACAGUCUUGGUGUAUUCAUCCCAGAAUUCUUAGAAAUGUGGGAUCAAGGUAAGCACACUGCCCCUAACCACAGCAAAGCAAAGCAAAAUACACCCGGAACUAACCCGGAAACAGGUUCUGAUAAGCUUCGAAUCUUAUAUCAAAAUGCUGAGCAGCUGCUGAACACAUUGACAACUACAUUCCCUGGGUCUACUUUUGGCCCUGAUAGUAUUACAUCAUGUACUUCGGGAGCCCUAUCUGGUAUUGGAGGAGCUGAAUGUGCUUGGGCUCGAGUCCAGCAACUCCUCUCUGAUAGGGAUGAAGGAGAUAAUUCGUACUCUACAGCUGGUCCCGCUUUGUUGCAAUUCUUAAGAAUUGCACAGGAGGUCAUGAGCCGUACUGCUAGUAACUACGAUGUUUCCAGACUCAUUCUGGGCCUCUUGAUCACGGGGGUUGCAGGCUUGCUUGUACUUCCGGCCACAUACAAGGAAUGCACACGUCACGGAUCUUCCGGGCUGUUUAUGAUGCUCAUGGUCAUCACCUGUGGGAUGAUGAUGUUUGCGAGUAGUUAUGUGGAAGAAGAGCAACAAUUCUGGUAUUGGAUCUGCUCGGGAUGGAUUGUCUAUCUGCAUAUCAAAUCACAAUCAUCUGCAAACGCGGUCUCACGCAAACGCUUUGGAUCAUUGGCAUCUUGGUCUAACAAAUGCAUGAUUCUUGUGCUCGCAAUCACCCAGCGGCUCUUGCGGCGAUGGAACCAAACGGGACAGAAGUUCGCAGCCGAGCCUGAUAUUGCUCGCACCUUCUUUACAAGCCAUCCAGAAAUCUUCUGGUGUCUUUUUAUCCUCACGUAUGUGGAUGCCGGUCGUCAUCUUCUUAAGAGAAUACCAAUCUCUGGGAUGCUUAAGCUCGGUGCCUUGGCCCCUGCCGUUCUAUCAUUGGUUUUACAUGCCAGGCUUGUGUUCUAUGGACUUGCUGUUGUUGUCCUCUUAGCGCUCUUUGUCGGAAAACAAUCAAGAGUUGCUCAAGCACCACAUGAUACAAUCCAUGAGGCUCUGCACAUCUUCUUAAUGACGCAGUCCCGUGCCACUAAUGUCCCCCUAUUCCUGAUUUUCCGAAUCCAGGCCGGCAUUCUCUCUUCCAUGAACCUCACAGGGAUCGAAGUGACAAUCACAACCUUGAUAUUCCAAUAUAUGACGUUCUUCGCGUUUGGCGGCUCCAACGCAAUCUCUUCUGUGGACCUUGCUAGUGGGUACAACGGUAUUGGCAGCUACAGUGUGGUGCUAGUGGGUAUUCUCACCUUCGCGAGCAACUGGGCAGGACCUAUCUGGUGGGCUUCACAGAGCCAUCGUCUUCGACCGAAGAAUCCUGCAGAACAAAACCCCUCGGCACUGUUGACCUUUCAUGUCGCCAUGUCCUUGGUUUCUGUCAUGGCCGCCUGUACAGCACUCCGGACGCAUCUUUUCAUCUGGACCGUUUUCUCCCCCAAAUAUCUUUACAGUAUGGCGUGGGCCACUGCUAAUCAUGUUGCUGUCAAUUUACUGGGCGAGGUUAUUUUCUCUCGAUCUCGAUCUCAUUAUUCAUAA
This is a messenger RNA of Penicillium vulpinum, 2577 nucleotides long. RefSeq names its product mannose-ethanolamine phosphotransferase LAS21 (gene las21). NCBI's taxonomy places the organism in Eukaryota, Fungi, Ascomycota, Eurotiomycetes, Eurotiales, Aspergillaceae. Gene Ontology annotation, biological process: GPI anchor biosynthetic process. The coding region runs from base 1 to 2577 and encodes 858 amino acids. Gene Ontology annotation, cellular component: endoplasmic reticulum membrane. The transcript is spliced from 7 exons. The record is from RefSeq and is a predicted model, not a curated record.